Molecule: messenger RNA, 2001 nt
Organism: Sorex araneus (European shrew)
Lineage: Eukaryota; Metazoa; Chordata; Mammalia; Eulipotyphla; Soricidae
Gene: TRIM14
Product: tripartite motif containing 14
Exons: 6
Coding region: 1-1326 (441 amino acids)
Biological process (GO): innate immune response
Molecular function (GO): zinc ion binding; protein binding
Source: RefSeq, a predicted model, not a curated record
AUGAGCGACGGGGCCCCCGGCACCGAGCCGGAGCCCGCCGAGGCGCAGAACGCGCGCGCCUGGCGCUGCCCCGACCACGGCGAGCGCGCGGCCGAGCUCUUCUGUCGCCAGUGUCGCCGCUGCGUGUGCACGCUCUGCCCGGUGCUGGGGGCGCACCGCGGCCACCCCGUGCGCCUGGCGCUCGACGAGGCGGCGCGCGUGCAGAAACUCACCCAAGAAUGUCUAAAGCACUUGGAGACCAGGCAGCAGCAGCAGGCCGGCAACAUAGCCCAGAUAGAGGACGCUGCCGAAAAGCUCAAGGCGCAGGCAGAUUCAAGUAAACAGUGGCUGACGGUGAAAUUCUCUGAGCUCAGACAACUUCUUGAUGAAGAGGAAAAGACAGCCAAGAAGUUCAUUGACAGAAACAUGCAGCUCACCCUCCAGGUGUUCAGAGAGCAAAUCGAGUCCUGUGGGGAGCAAAUGGAUAUUAUUCACGGCCUCUCCAACCGGGUCUGGCGCAUCAGCCAGGAGCCCAACCCUGUGCAGCUACUGCAGGGCUACACGGCCGCUGAGCAAGAGCUGAAGCGCCACAUGUGCCUGGGCGAGCUGUGCCACCCCGUGCCCUUCUCCUUCGAGCCCGUGAAGAUUUUCUACAAGGACCUGGCCGAAGCCAUGCGGAGCACAUUGCAGAACUCCCUAGAAGUGCGCCUCAAAGAGAAUGUGAACUGUCAGCUCUCGGGCUCCUCCAGCGCCAAGCCCGGCUCCCUGUUGAAGACGGGGCCCACGCCAGAGCGAUCACUCUUCCUGAAAUACGCGCGCACGCCCACGCUGGACGGGGACACGAUGCACUCGCGCCUUCGCCUGUCGUCCGACCGACUGACGGUGCACUGCGGCCUGCUGGGUCGCCUGGGACCCGCGUCCGCGCAGCGCUUCGACGAGCUGUGGCAGGUGCUGAGCCGCGACUGCUUCUCUGCGGGCCGCCACUACUGGGAGGUGGACCUGCAGGAGGCGGGCGUGGGCUGGUGGGUGGGCGCGGCCUACGGCUCGCUGCGGCGCCGCGGGAGCUCGGCCGCCAGCCGCCUGGGCUGCAACCGCCAGUCCUGGUGCCUCAAGCGCUACGACCUGGAGUACUGGGCCUUCCACGACGGCCAGCGCUGCCGCCUGCGGCCCCGCGACGACCCCGACCGCCUCGGCGUCUUCCUGGAUUACGAGGCGGGCGUCCUGGCCUUCUACGACGUGACGGGCGGCAUGAGCCACCUGCACUCCUUCCGCGCCUCCUUCCAGGAGCCCCUGUACCCGGCCCUGCGGCUCUGGGAAGGGGCCAUCACCAUCCCCCGGCUGCCCUAGGGGCCCGCGCCGCCGCGCUCCACCCCGCCGCAGUGUGUGCAGCUGCGCGGGCGCCCCCUCUCCGCCCCCAGCCCCGCUGCCCGGGCCACCUGCCUCCUGCGCGUCCACCCAAGCCAUCCCCGCUGCGCUCCCGCAGCCCUGGACUAGCAAGAGGCCCCGACUCGUCUAUCCCUGGUGUGGACGACCCGGAUCGACUUCAGCUUCUUCGUGUGUCACCUGCGCGCAGGACUCAGCUACAUGACUCCGAGGCCACUGUGUCUGGUCCUCUAAGCGCCGGAGGGAGCUGCCCCCAACCUGGCCUGCCCCUCUCUACGGAGAGGUUCUGCGAGGGGGGAGGAAAGCGUUCUGCAUUAGCAAAGAAACCUCUGCACCUCUUUCCGUUGUCCUAUUGUUCUUUCCAGACCCAGGCCUUUCCUUUGCUGGUGCCUCACCCACCCACUCCUUGCAUGCUUGCAGGAAACUUUCCUCUCUUUACCUGCCUCAGUCUUCUCCAAGCACCAGGGCCGCAGGAGCCUCCCAGCAUAGAGCCAGCAGUCUCCUGAGUGGACUUUCCCAUUGGCUUGGGAGCACUGAUCCCUGUCCCUCCUGAGCAGCUCAGAAAGCCCCCUGCAAGCAGUGAGUGGGGUCAUGAGAGCUGCACUGGGGGGGGGGGGGCUCCUGGAGGACCCCACCUCA